This is a messenger RNA of Patiria miniata (bat star), 2259 nucleotides long. Its product is annotated as major facilitator superfamily domain-containing protein 3-like. The record is from RefSeq and is a predicted model, not a curated record. Gene Ontology annotation, cellular component: membrane. The transcript is spliced from 6 exons. Gene Ontology annotation, molecular function: transmembrane transporter activity. Gene Ontology annotation, biological process: transmembrane transport. The coding region runs from base 314 to 1615 and encodes 433 amino acids. Lineage: Eukaryota; Metazoa; Echinodermata; Asteroidea; Valvatida; Asterinidae.
ACAGGCCGGCCACGUGGCGCCGUCGCGAAGAGGGCGCCCCAACCUGUUUGAUUGGAGAAUUUUGUUGGAAAAUGAAUGAAACUAAUAUGAAAGGAAAGGAAAGCUCUACAUUCUUGUUUUUGUAUUGACAUGACUGAAGGAAGAUCAAGAACGCUCUCCAUGGAGGUCAGGACCAGACUGAGUUUAGUCUUAGAUGGCUACGUAAAUUUGUAGUGUUAUUUUAGUUCAUGAACUAGAAAUGUAGGAGCCUGGAGGGCCCUCUUUGAAAUGGAGGUCUAGAUCAUCAUGAAGCUGUGACAAAAACAAACUGAAGAUGGCUGGUAGUGAUACUGUCAGGAGCAAGCUACUGUGUCUUCUUCUGCUGUACUUUGUGCAAGGAAUUCCGUAUGGCUUUCAGGCUCGUUUCCUGCCACUCUUCCUGCGGUCGCGGGGCACGUCUCUCACCAACCUUGGUCUCUUCAAGAUCCUGCUCCUUCCCUGGAUGCUGAAGGUCAUCUGGGCCCCGCUCCUGGAACGCCAUGCCUCUCAACGGACCAACUUGAUCUGUAGCCUGGUGGCCAUGGCGACCGUCUGCGCCCUCACCUCCUGCAUCUCGCCAGACCAGACGGCGUUACUGUGCACCGCCAUUUUCUUUUUGAACCUGUCCGCGUCGACGCAAGAUAUUGCCGUGGAUGCUAUAGCCAUGCAGAUCCUCGGCGAGUCGGAACUGGGAGCCGGCAACACCGUUCAGGUGGUCGGCUACAAGGUUGGGUCCAUUGUAGGUGGAGGGGUGCUGAUCUGGCUCAUCGCCUACACGGAGUGGAGCGGACUGUUCGUUCUCCUUGCUGCACUCUACGCCGUGACACUCGUCACGGUGAUGCAGCUAGGGGUACUCAAACAGUGCAAUAAAAUUGACAAGGGAUGCUGCGCUGCAAACGGGAACAGUGUCCAUCGCGACAAUGGCAUGGGACCUUUGCAACAGAGCGAUUCCAAGUUACAGUCGAUCUCCUCGCUUGUGAGGGAUAUCGUUAAUACCCCUCACACAAAGUGGAUGAUGAUGUUUGCACUCUUCUAUAAACUUGGUGAGCAAGGUGCCGUGGGCAUGUUUCCCCUCUACCUGGUAGACCAUGGAAUACCAGUCAGCGAGGUGGGGUUCCUGACUGGGGUCAUAAGUCAAGGGUUAUCCAUUACAGGGUCGUUGGCAGGCGGCUGGAUGCUGUCCAACUCAAAGCUAAGACUAACGCCUGCCUACCUCCUCCCAUAUCUGAUGAAGCUGCGACUAGUUCCCUUAGUGCUUCAGACAGCAGUAAUAGCUGGCAAUUUCUCGGACACAAGUGUUCCUCUCUAUGGUCUCUGUGCACUGGCCAUGUGCUUUUUACAACUGAUAGGGGGCGCCAUCACCACGUGUACCUUCACAUUGAUGAUGCAGUGCUCCCAGCAUGCACCGCUGCGCAUCCAGGCAACCCACUACACGGCCCUGGUGACCUUAGAAGUGAUGGGCAAGCUGACUUUCAUGUCUGUGGCCGGCUGGUUUGUGGACCUGCUCGGAUACAGCUCGAUGUUCUGUCUGUUUGUUGUUCUGUCUGUCGGUAUUCUUGCAAUGUUUAGACCAGGGUCUAAAAGUAAGCCUUUAUGAAAACUGAUGCGUGUAUCUUAUUUGGAAAGGAUCCGUUUGUCAAAGCAAUGUGUGUGUAUACUUGCCUUUUUGCAAAAUGAGCAAUUUGCCUUUAAAAUGAAAUAUUUAUUUGUGUACUAUUGUCAAUUGUUGUACCUCUCAAUAAUAAGGGUUCAAAGACAGUUUUAUUUAUUCAAUUUAUAUUUUUUUUUUGGAGAAGAUAUUUAGUUUUAAUACCAUUAUUUCUGUAGAGAAGUAUUUUAAUGGAUACAAUUUUUUUCAUUCAACAGUUUGUUUUUCCAGCACUUAAAGCUCAUACAAGCUGGUAAAUCCUUGGGAAAGUGCUUUUGAAAACCGUUAACCAUUUUGUUUUGUUACAUACUUUUCAUGCACAAGAGGGUUUUCUCAUCUCUUCUAUUUACAUUUUUGUAGAAAGAUGUACUGGUACCAAGAUUCCAGUAUAAGUGGGUGUAUUACUACAAACAGUUUCUGAAAAUAUAUCGAGUGUGUUUAAAACAUAUCAUCUAAUGUAGUAACUCAGGCCUUUCAUGUAAGUUAUAACAGUGGGCUGUACUUUUCAAUCUGUGGAAUUUAGAGCAAAGUGCAGGUGGUAUUAAAAAGUUGUAUGCCUAUUUUUUUGGCACAAAGAUUUUAUCAUUUUAUUG